AUGAGGUCCUACUAUGAGUCGUUUGGAGCUGUGGCGUGUGAUUCGAAUGGGGAAUCUGAGCAACAGGAGACCGACGACUAUGAUGAUGAUGAUGAUGAUGAUGAUGCGCGGCGGCGCACCCCGGACAAUGCCGGCACUGGUGGGAUCUCAAGUGACUCGAAGGACUAUGUCGAGCAGCCGUGGUGGCGCGGCAACAGCAGAGGGUCCACUCCACUCAGGCAGCCGGCCUGGGAUGGGUGGUCCGAGGACGGAACAUACAUGGGCUCUCCGGCCCCUUGGGUCGGCGAGGACCGGCGAGGCUGGAGCUGGUACGGUGAAGGUUCGGAAAAGGACUUCGACCGGCGGAGCACUGAGAAUUGGAGCUGGAAGACAGGCGGCUUCGAGGACAGUGCUCGGGAGGAGGCCGAAGACCAGCAAAGCAAUGAGAAUUGGAGCUGGAAGACGGCCUGCUCGAACAAUGGAAGCUAUGGAAGCGAAGCGGCUAGAGCUUGGAAGGGCAAGCACGAGGCGCAGUGGGAUCAAGCCGCCUUCUAUGCCGAGGACUACCAGCACCACGAGCACUACGACACGAUCGACCGGAAGGAGGAUGAGUUUCGCGACCGCAAGGGCGAGGUUAAGGUUGCCGGAGAGGAAGAUUCUACCUCUCGCGGCGAGAAGAAGCCCAGCCGGGUUUCGAGUACGUAUCCUCCGGUGUUCAGGGCCAAGCCGCAGGAGAGCUACUUGGAGUGGAAGAGGAGUGUGGAGUUUUGGAUUGGAGGAGAAGGAGGACAACUGCCUCCCGAACUGGUGGGGCCUCGGAUGAUGGUUCAGCUGAAGGACCGGGCUGCGCAAUUGGUGAAGAGGCUCAGCAACAAGGACGUGAACGGGGCGGACGGAAUGACGGUGAUCUUUGCCGAGCUGGAGAAGUCCCCAUUGAUCCGGCAAAUGGACAAGCACAUGAUCGAUGAGCACAGGCGGCGGCUGAUGCAUCUCAACCGAGCUCCCAACGAGUCCAUUGAGAGCUACAUCACGAGGGCCUCCCUGUACAGGUCGCAGCUUUUGGGCCUGGACAGUUCGUUGGCCAUGGGGGAAGCCUUUUAUGUUGGGCACCUGAUGGACCACGCCCACUUGAGUCACCGCGACAGGGCGAUGGUCAAGACCAAGGCGGGCUCCGAGACGGACGAGUACUUGGUGACCAAUGCCUUGGUGGAGUUGGCCACGGAGCUCGAGGGCGAGGCUGGCUACCCCAUCGGAAUGUCAGAGCCGAACAUGGCCAGGAACGGCGAAGAGUGGCUUUUGCAGCGCGGUGACGGCCGGGCUCGCUACACUGGCGGUGGUGGGAACAAUGGCGGCCGAGUCGCCAGCGGCACUCCGGGAAGCCGGGCGGCAAGGCACUCCUUUGCUGCCGAGUACAUGGAGGCAGGCGCUCCCGUGGACGAGGAGCCCGGCGACGAGGACUUCGAAGACGGGGAGACACCCCCGGAGCUGCUCACACGCGAGAACGAGGCUUUCGGCAUGCAGUACAAGGCCAAGCAAAAGAUAGCAGAGGUUCGCAAGUUGAGACAGUUCUACAAGAAGCCUGACAAUGAGGCCAAGCGCAAGGCACUGGCAGAACAAAUGCGGGUGAACCCGUGCCACAACUGCGGCGAGCUGGGCGGUCGUCCUCAACAAGUGCUGGUGGCAAGGACGAGGAACCCCCAGCGUGCGCCAGAAGUGUCGGAGGACCGUGAAUGGGAUCUUUUGCUUUCCCUGUGCAGUGGGCCAACGAGCCAGAGUGACCCGAAGCGAUGCCCCUCUCCGCAGUAUAAGGGCCAACCAUCGCACCAAGUGUUCGGAGUGAUCGAGGUUGAGGGUUUUGACGUGUUGUGGUCAUUGCAAGAUCUCGCCUUUAAGAUCAUCUUGGACAUUGGAUGCAUGAGGUCAGUGGCAGGGGUGCAAUGGGCCAACUUGUUGGUGGAGCGAUGGCAACGUGAAGGCCGAUGGUUUCAUGUUGAGCGUGAGAAGGAAACUUUCAAGUUCGGAGGCGGAGAGGUGCUCACCAGUCGCUUCAGGUUGUCUUUCGUGGGGAAGCUACAUGUGAAGAACUACGGGGUGGGGCAAGAGAGUGGUCACUACACGCUGCGAGUUGAUGAUUGUGAAGUGGACUGUGCCAGUUUGCCCAUGGACUUUCGCAUGGAGCAAGGGGUGGAUGCUGUUCCGAUCAUUUCCGCAGCAUUGAAGGAGCCGCAGUGCCCCACGAUCGACGUGGAGUCGGAGGGGGACGAGAGCUUCAAGAUGGUGGGACCCACCGAAAUCGAGACCCGACCGAGGCGCACAGCACCACCACGCCCGGAGGCCAUGACCACUGUGAAGGGCCGCCGUACGCCGGGAUCGAGCAGCAAUCAAGCCUCACCAGCGGCAGCGGCGGAGAUGGUGGAUGGAGUCAGCGGAUUGACCCCGCAGGAGCUCCAGAUGCUGACCAAGAGGCGAACGAAGCAAGCUGCCUCCAAGGCCAAAGCCAUCGAACGGAAGGCCUUGACCGGGAUCCAAGCAGACUUUCCAUCUCUCUCCCAUGCAUGGAGUUACGAGGCACGUGUGAAGGCAGCAGUGGAGGCGGAAGGUGGUGGCAUGGCUCUUCGGCCACUUCGGAUCGAUGCGCCAGCGGAUGAACGCGCCAGACACCUGGGCCCUGAUGUAGGGGCCGGCGGCCCUCGCCGCCCGAACCGUGGAGUGCAGCAGAAGAUCAAGGGCUGGAUGGCAGGGCCUCGCAUUGACUUGGACGGAGGUUGGGACUUGGCGAGCCCCCGGGAUCACAAGAGGCUCCUGGACAUGAUCCGAAGAUGCCAGCCGGACUUGGUGACGUGCGAGCCUCCUUGUGGCCCUUGGUGCGGACAACGGGAUCAAGACCUCAAUGACAACGCCGUCUGGGAACGCCGCCAAGGUCACCUACCAUUUUGGAGGUUGGCGGCUGAGAUCUGGGCUUUACAGGCCAACGAAUGGCGCACGGUCGUGAUUGUGCAGCCAGUUUUGUCACAGGCUCUGCAGCUCAGCUUUAUGCGUGAGCGGGACGGCGUCCAUCGGGCUGUUCUUCCUAUGUGCGGCUUCGGGCUAUGUGACCCGGAGAACCACCAGCCCUACGACAAAAAGGUGGCCUUCGAGACCAACAACGGCGAGCUUGCCCGGAACAUGAUGCGCGGCGUCUACUGCACCCAUGGAGCACGAGGACACCAGACGACGCAGGGGUACUGCAAGGAGGCGGGCCUGUGGAUUCGAAGGUCAGAGGCGGCUUCGAGGUGGCCUCCUCAGUUUUGUGAAAGGAUGUUGGAGGCGGCAGAGCAUUGUAUGAGCCGGGCGCCGGAGCCUGGACCGUGGUCUUUGCGUACGCCUACCAUGUCAGGUGGCUGGGAAACCAUGGCCGUGGCAAGUCAUGACGUGCCUGAUGAGGGGCUGCGCCAGGAGCUGGCCAAGCACUCCAUGACGGGCGAACGAAAGGACUUUGUGCGCUUCGAGGGCGCCGCCAAUCAACAACCUCGGCGCCUACGAGCCCUUGUUGCCCACCUCCACGUGACCAUGGGCCACCUCUCCAAUGACCGCCGGGCCAGAAUGCUGAGGCUGAGUGGGGCCAACGAUGCGGCAGUGAACCUGGCGAGCUCACUGCGAUGCCAGGUGUGUGCGAUGACACGACCGCCGUUGCCUACACCCCAAGUGGCCUACCAGAAGCCCAAGGCGUUCAACGAAAGGGUGUCGGGCGAUUCUUUCUACGUGUGGGAUGCUCAGAACCAGAAGUUUGCGGUGACACACUACAUCGACGCCCUCACCGAUUACCAGGUUGGUGACCUGACGGACGCCCCCGACUCGUCCUUCUCCCGGGAAGUCUUUCAGGACUUGUGGCUGGCAGUGUUCGGUCCACCCGAUUUGCUGAUCACAGACGGAGGCAGUGAAUUUCGGGGCAGCCUGGAGACUAUGCUGGACCUCUUUGGGGUCGUCCACGAGGUCACCCCAGAAGGAGCAAAAUGGAGGCUCGGGCAAGCUGAACUGAUGGUCAUGAAGCUGGUGAAGGGGAUGGGCUUGACCGGCCUGAAGGACAUGCGCCACGCUCUCCUGGCAUCAGUGGGAGCGAGGAACCGCACGCUGAAUCGUGGUGGAGUUUCCCCAAUGCAAGCGGUGACCGGCCGGAACACCAUGAUCCCUGGCUCCCUCAUGCAGCAGCUCUCCUCGGGGAAUGUCCGGUUCAAGUACAAUGCGGCGAGCACCAAGGAGGCUUUGGCCAGGGCCGAACGCAUCCGCAUUGGGGCAGUGGAAGCCUUCCAUUGGCUCGACUCCCACGACGCGCUCAGGCGGGCAUUGGCUUCGAGAUCCCGACCUCCGCACAUGGAGGGCAUCCGUGAAGGGGCCAUGGUCUAUGGCUCGUCGGGCCCUGAAGUCAUCGUCUGCGCGGAGCGAGACAAGCCGAUUCCGCAAAGGAUUUGGGUGCGCAUCCGUGGCCGGGUGAAGGCUUUUCCUUUGGAGAAAUUGAGGCUGGCGACCGUGGACGAGAUGGUCGAAGAGGUGGCUCCGGAGGAAAAUUCCAAGGGCAGGGCAUCAUCCUCAUCCUCCUCCUCGUCUACGGACACGGAGAUGGAAGACAAGGAGGACGACCCGGUGGCCACAGCUGAGCAGGUCGAGCGUGCCAAAUUGUUGGACGACCUGCCACACUCAGUGGCCCGCAACCUCGAGGACAAGCGGAAGCGUGACGCGGCCAGCAGCUCCACGGACGACCCCCACACCCUGGACUUCCAGAAGAAGCAAAAGCUCUUCGAGGAGCUGGCCAAGCAAUUGCAACCGCACUCCAGUUUGGAGGAGGCUUUCAUCCGGAAGCACUUGGAGGACACCUAUGCCCGGUUCAAGCAGGUGAAGAAGGCCAUCCUCACUAAGCCCAAACAAAAGGCCGGACGCAGCCGCGGUGAUGGCGGUCAUACCAACAAGGCCGACCGUAGCAAGGCACGAUCGGUGAUGCAAGUAAGUUGCGAGGACGUGCCCGCUUUCUUCCGACCUGGCGAGAUGGAGGCCUUGGUCAACGACACAGUCCGCCAAUGGUCUAUCUGGGGCGAGCAGUCGGCCUACGCUGACCAUGAGGUGCUGGUUCAAGUGAGCCAGAAGGUUCAGUCCGCUGAGAUGGAGGGGAUCACCGAGGUGACCACGGGUCGGGCACGCGUGGAGUACAAGUGGUCCACGCUCGACCCUCAGUGGCGUGAUGCAUUUAAGGAGCCCUUGAAGAAAGCGGUCGGCGUCUACCUCGAGCACAAAGGCAUUUGCGGUGUCCCUGCCGAUCAGAUUGUGGACCCCACCAGGGUGAUUGGCUCGCGCUUCGUCCUGACCAACAAGGGCGAGGACGAUCUGAGCCAAGCCGACUUGAAGGCCCGCUGGGUGUUUGGUGGCCACCGAGAUCCAGAUGCCGGAUUGUACGCCACAGCAUCGCCUACGGCAAGUGUGUUGGGCCACAACUUGCUGAACUUCGUGGCGGUGCAAUUGGGCUGGGUGGUGCACUACGAGGAUGUAAGCGCCGCCUUCUUACAGGGCAAGGUGACCGAGUUCCUGAUGGGCGGCCUGGGCAACGGGAUGCGCCCGGACAUGGUGCAGCUGACCAAGGGUGGCUUUGGACUUCCGGAGUCUCCAAGGCUAUGGUACCUGGCCGACAAGGAGACUCUGCAAGAACUUGGGCUCCACGAGUUGGCCUUGGUUCCGGGGCUCUUUCGGGCUUUCCACUUCAGCGGUGAGAACAAAGGCUUGCUCCGCGCUUUGGCCUCCAUCCAUGUCGAUGAUACUCGCUAUGCUGGAGACCACACGAGCCAGGAGAUUUGGGACCGAUUGCACCUCAAGCUCAAGUUCGGCAAGAUGCGGAAGGCCACAGAAGGGUGGCAGAAGUUUUGCGGCAGAUGGGAGCGGCAAGACCCGGAGACCUUCGAGAUGGAGUACUCGAUGUCAGAAUACACCAAGUCCAUCCCGAUGGUUAGGACAAGAGCAGAGUGCCCUGAAGCUCCCUCGACUUCUACCACGACUCCCGAGAGUUCCUCCACUACAAGUGCAGAGUGCGGUAUGGCUCCAUCGACUUCUACUACGACUCCUGAGAGUUCCUCCCUUACCAGUGCAGAGUACCACGAAGCUCCAUCGACUUCUACUACGACUCCCACAUGUCCAUCGGUGAAGUGUUCCAGUGGGGAUGCCAUGGUCAUUGAUUGCCUAGCCGAGGCUGUGCAUCAGGUGGUGGGUCCAGACGAGGCAUUGACAGAUGCCGAGAAGAAGCUCGUGGGCUCUGUGGUCGGUCAGUUGAACUGGGCGGCUAGACAAGGGAGGUACGACUUGAGCUUUGUGGCGUCCAGUGUGCAACAGUUGGCUGGCCGUGGACAUCCGUCAGCCCUUAAGGUGUUGAACCAAGGCGUGAAGCGCGCCAAGGAGGACGUGAUCAUCAAGGUCAGGAACCUCGGUUGCGGCCUCGAGGACAUCAUCCUCAUUGCGGUGAGUGAUGCUGCCUAUGGAGCCAUGCCUGGUGGCCACAGUCAAGGUGGCAUUAUGGUGAUGUUGGGCUCUCCCGACACUUUGUCUGGAAUGGCCCCAGUGUGCCCAGUGGAAGGCAUCAGCAGCAAGAUCCAGCGCGUGGUUCGCUGCUCGAUGAGUGCCGAGGUGAGUUCAUUGGCCACUUGCUUUGAACAUGGCGAUUUCGUGAGGGCUGUGUUUUGCGAGCUGAUUGAUCAUAAGUUCAAACUACCACAAUGGAAACUGUCAGUAGCCCGAUGGCCUCUCUACCUGGUGACGGACGCUCGCAGGGGCUACGACUGUUUGAACAGCGACACCCUGCCCUCCGACCGCAAGAUCGCCAUAGACGUGGCCGUUCUCAGGCAGGCAAUCAUCGAGGACCAGAUGCAAUGCUUUGUGCGGUGGGUUCCGGGUUCAGUGAUACCAUGCGACGGCCUCACAAAGUGGGCAGACAACCAUGUUCUACUCCAGAUUCUGAAAUCUGGCGAGUGGGCUCUCGUGGACAGUCAAGAGGCCCAGGAGUUGCGUCGCAAGGCGAGUGUGAAACGCUCGAUGUGGCGUAAGGCCGCGAAGGCCACUUUUGCCGAUGCUCAACGGUUCUCCGCUCCAGAGGGGGCUUGA
Molecule: messenger RNA, 7092 nt
Organism: Symbiodinium sp. CCMP2592
Lineage: Eukaryota; Dinophyceae; Suessiales; Symbiodiniaceae
Source: the annotation of a GenBank genome assembly